UGAAAACCCUUUCUUCUUUCUUCUUUCUUCUUUCUUCUUCCUUCAAAGUUGAAACCGGCCAUGGGGAUAAACUGUAAUAACAGGGUGGAAGAUUUUUGCGAUCAGCAUGCAAAUGCAAAUGGAAAUGGAAAUGGUGCAUGCAACGACGCCGUCUUAAGCAUCCCCAACGAGGAGGCGGCGCAACCGCUGGAAAUGCACAAAGUUUGCAUGCCGCCGCAGAGAAGCACCGUCCAGAAACUGCGGCAGAGACUGGGAGAGAUCUUCUUCCCGGACGAUCCUGUCCACAGGUUGAAGAACCAAACGUGGGUUAAGAAGUUGGUUGUGUGUGUGCAGUUUUUUUUCCCGGUUCUUGAGUGGGGCCCAAAUUACAGUCUCGCCCUUCUCCGGGCCGACGUCGUCUCCGGUCUCACCAUCGCUAGCCUCGCUAUCCCUCAGGGCAUCAGCUACGCUAAACUCGCAAAUUUGCCGCCUAUUAUCGGACUCUAUUCCAGUUUUGUCCCGGCGUUGAUAUAUUCAGUUCUUGGGAGUUCCCGGCAUCUGGCCGUAGGGCCGGUGUCCAUAGCUUCUCUGGUGAUGGGCACAAUGCUUAGCGAGGCGGCUCUUCCUUAUACUCAACACCCCACCCUUUACCUUCAAUUGGCUUUCACUGCCACAUUUGUCGCCGGAAUUUUUCAAGCUUCUUUGGGUUUCUUCAGGUUAGGAUUCAUAAUAGAUUUUUUAUCAAAGGCAACUCUGGUUGGGUUCAUGGGUGGAGCAGCAGUUAUUGUUUCUUUGCAACAACUGAAAGGGUUACUUGGGAUUGUCCACUUCACUAACAACAUGCAAAUUCUUCCUGUUUUGUCCUCUGUUUUCCAUCACACACAUGAGUGGUCUUGGCAAACUAUUGUGAUGGGUGUGUGUUUUCUCACCUUCCUGUUGAUAGCAAGGCACAUUAGCAUGAGGAAACCGAAAUUGUUUUGGAUUUCAGCAGCUGCGCCGCUACUAUCAGUUAUGGUGUCGACUGCCAUAGUUGCAAUUCUCAAUUCAAAGGCGCACGGGAUUCAGACUAUUGGGCACCUGGCAAAGGGUUUGAAUCCACCUUCUGCCAAUAUGCUCUACUUCCAUGGCGCUUAUUUGCCGCUUGCCAUCAAGACUGGCAUUGUAACUGGAAUCUUAUCUCUCACUGAAGGAAUUGCAGUUGGCAGGACAUUUGCCGCUUUGAACAACUACCAAGUUGAUGGCAACAAAGAAAUGAUGGCUAUUGGUCUCAUGAACAUCGCUGGUUCAUGUUCUUCCUGCUAUGUUACAACAGGAUCAUUUUCGCGCUCUGCUGUCAACUACAAUGCCGGAGCACAGACAGUGGUUUCCAACAUAAUAAUGGCAACAACUGUGCUCAUCACCCUCUUGUUUCUCAUGCCGCUCUUCUAUUACACACCCAACCUCAUCCUAGCAGCGAUUAUCAUCUCUGCCGUGAUUGGGCUAAUUGAUUAUCAGGCUGCUUUUCGGCUUUGGAAAGUAGACAAACUUGAUUUCCUGGCUUGCAUGUGCUCCUUUUUUGGUGUUCUUUUCAUCUCAGUGCCUCUUGGGCUAGCCAUUGCAGUUGGAGUUUCAGUGUUCAAGAUUCUGUUGAAUGUUACAAGACCAAACACUUGUGUUCUGGGAAACAUUCCUGGAACUCAAGUAUAUCAAAGCCUAAACAGAUACAGAACAGCAAUUAGGAUUCCCUCUUUCAUUGUACUCUCAGUGGAGGCUCCUAUAUAUUUUGCAAAUUCCACCUACUUACAAGAAAGACUACUGAGAUGGAUCCGGGAAGAGGAAGAGAGGGCCAUGGACAAUAAUGAAAGCACGAUCAAAUGCGUAGUCAUAGACAUGUCAGCUGUGACAGCCAUAGACACAAGUGGUAUAGAUACAGUCCGUGAACUGAGAAAAGCGUUGGAGAGGAGGUCGCUUAAGCUUGUAUUGGUAAACCCUUUGGGGAGUGUUAUGGAAAAGUUGCAGAGCUCCAACGUUCUGGAAGAGCUUGGCUGUAGCGGAUUAUAUUUGACAGUUGCAGAGGCUGUGGCCGACAUCUCUAACUCUAAUGGGAAGCCUUAAAACAAUGGAUCAUCGGAGGAAUUUUAGUUGGAAAAGAGUUUUAAAUCCUUCCUAAGCUCUUCUAAGAAGAGAAGCGGUUUUGAUGUUUACAAGAACUAGACAAGUUGUAACUGUUGACAAUGAAAGUAAUAUGUAAUUCUGAGCAAAGGGCAAUUGCCAAUUUGAGUUUA
Messenger RNA from Ipomoea nil (Japanese morning glory), 2243 nucleotides. RefSeq names its product probable sulfate transporter 3.4. Bases 61 to 2073 code for a protein of 670 amino acids. Lineage: Eukaryota; Viridiplantae; Streptophyta; Magnoliopsida; Solanales; Convolvulaceae. Gene Ontology annotation, cellular component: membrane. Gene Ontology annotation, biological process: transmembrane transport. The record is from RefSeq and is a predicted model, not a curated record. Gene Ontology annotation, molecular function: secondary active sulfate transmembrane transporter activity. The transcript has 9 exons.